AUCAGAAGAUGCUCAAAGGCAUCCCGACCAGGACGCCACCAAAGAAAGAGGGCAGGGACCUCCAGGAAACGGGAAGACUUUCCAGUAAAUUUAACUGAAUACAAUCUCAACCUUUCCUUCGGAGCGUGUCCCACAGACAUCGCUGCCGUUUUACCGGGGGUUUCUGAGAAGAAAAGUGACUCGUCUACCGUCAAUCAGAUGGCAGGGCGGAAGGAAGAUGCAAAUGGGAACUCAGCGGGGAGCAGAGCAGUUGAGCGUUACUCCAGUGAGUCUCUGCCUCUUCCUGACACCCAGCCCUAAGCCCCUGCCUUCUUUCUCCAAGCCUCCUCUCUCCGCUCUUUUCCAGCGUCUUUCCCGUGGGUUUUUUCGUGAUUGACCACGCACGUGAAGCAAGGACAAAGGACACGUUUGCUCUCUGUAAUCUAGGCCUCGCUGGAGAAGGGAUGCGAAUCCUUGUCUUGACCUGCCCGGCCUCCUCUAGGUCAUUGCCAGGAUCAAGAGCUUAAGAAGAUCGAGCUUCGUUCCCUGGCUGGUCUUCAAGCCUCUCUCCCCGGGCCCCCGCAGCUGGCCACACCCUAUUAGUAGCCAUACAAACAUUUUAUUUGGCCUUAGGAGAUGGGUACUGUCCAGCAGGUGUGUCCCGUCACCCCGGCGGGCCGGACCGCUAUUUCCGGGCUGUCCUGGCAACCGAAUAGCGCUGGGCGUGGCUGCAGUCCGGCAACCCCAAACCGAGAUGACCUGGCUUAGAGGACGACCGCAGAGAGUCCGCCACCCGCAGGAGGAGCUGCCCAACCCUCUGCCCUCAGCCUCUGCAUCCGCCCAGGAACCCGCGGCCCAUCCCAACUUCGGGGCAGUGAUAAAGCCUCCGCGCGUCAGGCACCCGGUUGAGACCAGUCACAGACCCUGGAGCCGGGGCUAGGAGAGUUAACCCAACCUGCUGCAGCCGAGGGCCGGGCCGCUGCGAGCGCCUCCCAUUGGCCGCCGAGCCGGCUCUGCGCUCAUUGGCGGAGGCGCUCGGGGGUGGCUCUUGAAGAGAGUCCCCAUUGGCGCUGUGUUCCACGGACUGGAGAGUGGCGGCCCGGCCUCAGCCAGCCACCCCGGGUAAAGGUGCUCCAGCCCCGUAGCUACCUCGCCAAGCUCAUCCUUAGCCGCAAUCUUAGCUUCCUUCGUCACCCUCCUCUUGCUUGUCGCCAAAACACCUCCGGGAGUCUUCCCUCUGAUCCUUUUCUUCUUGUUGCUUUCUUUUUCCUGUCUCUCCAGCUACUGUUUCCCACUCCGCGUUUUCCCAAAAUACUCCCUGGUGCCCCUAGCCUGUAAUCCCACCUGCCACCUUCUAACAUCUGCUCCUCCUUGACCUCCUUUGGUUAACAGAGCCUUCUCGCCAGACUCUCCUACACUUCUCUUUCUCCCCUCUUUUCCACCCGCUGACUCCCAAGUUCCCUGAUUUCACUUCUUGAUAUUUGACCUGACACUUUAGCUCUCUAAAUUUUUACCUGUUGCAGCCUGGACUGCAAAAAGCCAGGUGUUACCCUGAUACCCAUCCCUGCUUUUGGAGGCCAUGGACUUCUUGUUGAGUGGUCUAGCAGCCUGCGGGGCCUGUGUGUUCACCAAUCCCCUGGAGGUUGUGAAGACCAGAAUGCAAUUGCAGGGAGAACUGAAGGCCCCGGGAACCUACCAGCGCCACUACCGAAACGUCUUCCAUGCCUUCUUCACCAUUGGCAAGGUGGAUGGCCUGGCCGCCUUGCAGAAGGGCCUGGGCCCUGCGCUCUUGUACCAGUUCCUGAUGAAUGGCAUCCGACUGGGCACCUACGGGCUGGCAGAGGCUAGGGGAUACCUGCGCACUGAUGAAGGCAUCCACAGUCCAGUCCGCAGCGCUGCAGCUGGGGCCCUAGCUGGGGUCAUGGGAGCCUAUCUGGGAAGCCCAAUCUACAUGGUGAAAACACACCUCCAGGCACAGGCAACCUCUGAAAUCGCUGUAGGGCACCAGUAUAAGCAUCAGAUCUUUCCUCCCCAGAGCUGGAAGGUGGCUCUGGCAGCUGCCAUGGUGAGUGGCAUCGCAGUAGUCCUGGCCAUGACACCCUUUGAUGUAGCCAGCACAAGGCUGUAUAACCAACCCACUGAUACUCGUGGCAAGGGCCUCAUGUACCGGGGGAUCUUGGACGCUCUGCUGCAGACAGCUCGGACAGAGGGCUUUUUUGGCAUGUACAAGGGUAUAGGUGCCUCCUACUUUCGCCUUGGCCCCCACACUGUCCUCUCCCUCUUCUUCUGGGAUCAGCUGCGUUCCCUCUACAACACAUACACUAAAUGAGUCGCUCUGCCAUACCCAAAUCAACACUCUUUGGGCACCUCGGCCUCUACUUAGUAUCUCGGUGACUAUUUACUGACCGAUGGACUUCUCAUCCACCUAAGGAGGACAGCCAUGCCCACUCCCUCUCUGUUCUCCUAGGGUUGAAUCACUGGGAACUGUAAUGUAUGUCCUUCCCUUAAAUAUUGCUUUAAAUUUCCCCACAAAUCCCCCUGUAUACUUCACACCCAUCUCAGGGUUGAAUCAGACACUCCAAAGUAUA
Molecule: messenger RNA, 2567 nt
Organism: Mesocricetus auratus (golden hamster)
Lineage: Eukaryota; Metazoa; Chordata; Mammalia; Rodentia; Cricetidae
Gene: Slc25a35
Product: solute carrier family 25 member 35
Exons: 4
Coding region: 1559-2308 (249 amino acids)
Source: RefSeq, a predicted model, not a curated record